Ruditapes philippinarum (Manila clam) is the source of this 3811-nucleotide messenger RNA. Its product is annotated as post-GPI attachment to proteins factor 3-like. The record is from RefSeq and is a predicted model, not a curated record. The transcript is spliced from 9 exons. Bases 118 to 1050 code for a protein of 310 amino acids. Lineage: Eukaryota; Metazoa; Mollusca; Bivalvia; Venerida; Veneridae. Gene Ontology annotation, molecular function: hydrolase activity, acting on ester bonds. Gene Ontology annotation, biological process: GPI anchor biosynthetic process. Gene Ontology annotation, cellular component: endoplasmic reticulum membrane.
GUUACCUUAAACUACGGAAUACUCCAAAGUUGAAAAUGCCGAAAUGGUAUCAGUAACAACUGGUCAGCGGUAAAAGAAAUGAAAAAAUCCAUAUUUGAGGAAGAUUAAGACUUAGCGAUGAAAGGUUUUCCGACUUCUGUGCCUUUGAAAAUUAGCUUACUGUUGCUCGUUUGGAUUGUAACCAAAGUAACAGCUUCCAUUGGGGACAGGUCAUAUGUGUAUCAGAGAUGCAACCAUCAUUGUGAAAAUGCAAAUUGCACUGGUACACAGUUAAAGAUAUUCAGGGAACAACAGCCAUUCAGUCAUAGUUUACUGAGAUGGAGUUGUGAGGAUGAAUGUAAGUACAUGUGUAUGUGGAUCACAGUGGAUGCCUUCCAGAAAGAUGGACUCAAAAUUCCACAGUUCCAUGGCAAGUGGCCGUUUGUAAGGUUGUAUGGAGUACAGGAACCAGCCUCUAUGAUAUUCUCUGUUUUUAAUAUUUGCUAUUCAUGUAUGUUUUUUAUAUUUAUACAGACAGCCAUGAAUGCAUGGACGUGGUCUACAAUAUUUCAUUGUAAAGAUACAGACUUCACAGAGAAAAUGGAUUAUUUUUGUGCCUUUUCAAUAGUGCUUUACAACACAUUUACUCUGGCAUGCAGGGUACUAGGUACUGGGACGAUGUACAGACCAGCCCUUGUAGGCCUAGCUUGUGUGACUUUAUUUAUUCAACAUGUGUCAUACCUAACAUUUAACAAGUUUGAUUAUGGCUACAACAUGCAAGUUAAUAUAGGAGUUGCUGUAUGUAACAUGAUAGGCUGGCUAAUAUGGUGUUUUACAAUGAGACGGAACAGGUUUGUGUGGAAGGCUGUAGCUUCUAUUGUUGGUAUACAACUUUUGUUAUGCCUCGAGCUGGGAGAUUUUCCACCAUUCUACUGGAUGUUAGAUGCCCAUGCAUUGUGGCAUGCUGGGACAUGGCCUUUAGCUUUCUUGUGGUAUAGUUUUAUCAUUGAUGAUGCCAAGUUUAUACAGAAAACUAAACCAGAAAGAAUUUUGCCAAGCAAAAUAGACUGAUUCAGUGCACAACAAUCUGUUUUAAUCACAGUUAUCAGGAUGUAUACAAAUGUUUAAAGACUGGUAUACAUGUAUGAUGGACAGGUUAUAGUGUCAAUUACCAAGUUGUGGACUGGUUUUUCAGACUGAUUAUAGGAUUUAGCUCAAUACAGGAUUGGAGCAGUACCUCUAGACGCUUGCAGAAAUCAUGAUCACAAAAUAGACAAAUAUCGUUUUUUUCGCCGAUUUUUACAUUUUUCAUUCAUUAUCAUACUUAAAUCGGUGUGAAAAGAUGAAUUAGACCUAUUUCAGUUCAUUCCGUUGGGUAAAAAGGCAAGAUUUUAGCAUUUUAUGAUUCAAGCGCCUUGCCCGGUAUAUACCGGAAUACGGUAUUUAGUGCGGUGCUCCAAUCCUUCUUUUAGUCUCACUCCUGAUUAUAUGUGCAAGAGACUGGUUAUUGUCGAAGUAGCUUGGAUGUGGACUAGUUCUUAUAGACUGGUUCUAUGUACAGUGGACUGGUGCCAGAUGUUCAGUUUAUAUAAAUUAUAGUCAAAAUUUAAUUAAAAGAUUUUUUGAAUUGUGAGUUUUGGCAAUUGGAUACCAUUUGCUCCAUUCUGACAAAGUAUAGAUUUCAUAGAUUUAUAUAUUGUGAAAAUCAACUGAAAUCCAUAUAUGCUAUUAAAAAAGUCCAUAUAUGGUAUGAAAGAAAUGAUCCCAUGUAACUUUAAUCUAUGUUUUAAAAGUGAAAAGUGUGUUGAAAAAAAUGUUCAUGAACUAUCUAAUGAUCAAAAUGUUUUAUGUAUUUAAGAAUUGGUGCCAUUUUGAUAAUAUUUUCAAAGAUCAGAUUUUAUCUGUAUGUUUUUAUGAAUGUUGCGAAAAUCUUCAUUUAUUAUAUACAUUGUAUUUCAGGUUUUUGAGGAUUGUGCAAUCAAUUAUUUAAAAACAACUCAUGUCCUAUUACAAGUAUAGCCGUAUGUUGUUGUUUUUUUCCUUUUUUUAUUAGAAUGCACAAUUUUGUUAAAAUGUUUAUGUUUGUAAUGUACUCAAGUAUGCUAAUUUUGAUGUGAUAUGAAUAUUUUAAAAGUGCUAUGUUGCAAUCUUUUGUUUAGUUAUAGAGCACUUUCUGUAACAAUUUUACAACACCUGUUAUGAGUCUGUGAACAAAUGAUCUAUCACCAAAAUUUAUAUAAUGAUUAUUACAGAUUCCUAUCUAUCAUCUUGUUAAAUUUCUGGCAGUAAUAUAACACAACAAAGUGCCUUAUUCAUUACUUUAUUAUUAUUGUGUUGUUUAAAGUUACAUGUAAUAGUUUAACACUUAGUCUGCUGGAAUCCAAAGUAAUAAGUUUUUGCCACCGAUAUUGUACCAGGUCAACUCGUGCUGCUGUUGGCUAGUAUUAAUUUUUCAUCUUGAUUUUUCUAUAAAUUGAUAAUGGAUAGUAAUUAGUUUCGAAAAUUGAACCUGGAAAAAAUUAUUUCAGGAAUUUUAUAGUUUAAUGGUUAUUUUCUGAAAACAUAUGUUUGGUUGAUUUUAAUAUCAAAAUAAUAAGAUUUGGCAUCCAGCCAAGCAUGAACAAAUAGAUUUGCAGGCCCACUCUAACUAUUUAAUGAUGACACGCUAGCACAAUUAAAUCUAAAUACUAAACAAAUAGUUUUAUUCUUGUUGUUGUAGAACUGUAUUUAUACAGGAUUUCAUUGAACAUUUUCAGGCGAUAAAGCCAGUGUCUUUCAAUUCAAUAUUUUAUAGUCAUUUUAUAUAUUUAUAUUUUUUCAUGAUAAUGAUGGAAAAAAUAUUGUUAUAUAGAAACUAUUCAUAUCAGAAAAGUAGCAAAAAUACCAUGAUAAAAUGAUUUUCCUCAUAUAAUCUGACUUGAUCUGUGUGACACACCAGAGAUAAAUUGUUAUAUCCCCUUGUACCUGCUGAGUUUAUAAAAUUAUCUUCUGCUGAUUUGAAUUUACAACAGACCAUUGUAAAUAUGAAUGCUUCAACAUAAUGAAUUAUUUUAGUUUUAUUUUGGAGUACAUGUAUUCUUAAUUGACUAAAUUAGAAGCUUAUCUAUAAAUGUGUGAAUUUUUCUUUUAGUUUAAUACAUGUAACUUGAUGUGCAAAAUGACAGUUAUUGAUUUAGAUUUUUAUGUUUUCUUGACAAAAAGAUCUACAAACUUUACCUAUGUAGAAUGAUGAUUUUGUUACAAUAGAAGUGAUAAAAUUAAUUGUUGUGAAUUAUUAAGAAAAUGAUUAUAAUUCUUAGUGUGUCAUAUGAAAAAUUCACAAUGUUCAGUAAGUGUUCAGGUGCCCGGUAAUUUAAUCAUUAAGGUUAAAGGUCAGAGUUUUAAGUUUAAAAGCAUCUGAAUGAGCUAAGGGAAAUAAAAAGGAAAAGGAAUUUAUGCAAUCGAUAAGCAUCUAAAAUGUUUCCAAAUUCAUAAUUACAAUGUUUAUAAUACACAUGUUUGCCCUUUCUAAAGAAAGUAAAAAAUAUAUAUUUAUUUUAUAAAAAUAUAUUUAUUUCCGAAGCUUAAUGUUUCUUUAAGAGAAACAAAUAUAUAGCAAGAGAUACUAUUUGAAAAUAUCGACAUUCCAUACAUGUACUUUACCUUUCAUCAAGCAUUUGAUACAUGUUCUUAUCAAGUGACUUUGACUCAUUUUUGUUACUUUAUUGUGUUGUACAUGUGCAUGUAAUGUUAAUGUUGUUAAUUUUCUUGUUUCUUCAAUCAUGUUCAUUAAUUCUAAUAUUUUAAAUGUUGAAGAAUGAAAUCUAAACUAGUAGUUGAUAAAGCCUGUGCU